Molecule: messenger RNA, 3527 nt
Organism: Carcharodon carcharias (great white shark)
Lineage: Eukaryota; Metazoa; Chordata; Chondrichthyes; Lamniformes; Lamnidae
Gene: cog5
Product: component of oligomeric golgi complex 5
Exons: 23
Coding region: 147-2714 (855 amino acids)
Biological process (GO): intra-Golgi vesicle-mediated transport
Cellular component (GO): COG complex
Source: RefSeq, a predicted model, not a curated record
CCGUGCCCACGGACUCUUGUGUUUGGCUGUUUGUCCCACGAGGUUCUUCUGAACGGUUACUCUAUCGUGGCGGAGUUCCCCUCAGUUUAUCCUUGCGUGCGUCAAACAGACCAGCAGGCCGCGCGUGAGCGUCACUGAAUGCCAACAUGGAAGGAAGCGGAGGUUCUCCGGUGCGAGACUCGGUGAAGGAAUUGCUUCUGGAUGGUAAGGGUGCUUACCUACAGUUAUCAAGACAGACUGUUGCGGGGGUAGGGAAUAUAUUCCAACACGUCAACCUAUCAAAGAAAUGCUAUACAGACUUCUUGAAGGAAGAAUUUGAUGUAAAGACCUAUACUGCUCAAUCCAUUCACCAAGCAGUAAUAGUUGAACAAUUGGCAAAACUUGCUCAAGGAAUUAGUCAAUUGGAUAAAGAACUUCAUAUACAGGUUGUUGCAAGACAUGAAAAUCUUCUUGCUCAAGCUACUGGCAUAGAGUCACUAGAAGGGGUUCUUCAGAUGAUGCAGACCCGGAUUGCUGCUCUGCAGUGCACUGUUGACAGGAUCAGAGGAAAAAUUGUUGAUCCAUAUAACAAGAUUGUUGCUCGCACUGCACAGUUGGCCAGAUUGCAGGCAGCCUGUGAUUUGCUUCGAAGAAUAAUUCGUAUUUUGUAUCUGAGUAAACGGCUCCAAGGCCAGCUACAGGGAGGAAGCAGGGAGAUCACUAAAGCUGCUCAAAGUCUCAAUGAAUUGGCCUCGCUUCUACUGCAAAAAAAAUCUGCAGUGUUUCUGGGAGAUUAUCUUUCACAAGGAAUUGAUCUUUCGGGGAUUGAAGUCAUAGAAAAUGAUCUUCUUUUUAUUUCAAGAGCCCGACUUGAAGUAGAGAAUCAAGCCAAACGGUUGCUUGAGCAGGGAAUGGAGACACAGAAUCCUACACAGGUAGGAACAGCACUUCAAGUUUUCUACAACCUUGGAACCUUAAAGGAGACGAUCAAAAGUGUAGUGGAUGGGUAUCAGGUAUCUCUUGAAGAUACUAUCAGUAGUGCUUUGGAUAUAAAAAUGUUAACUCAACCCAUUCAAGCCACCUCAAGAGGACCUGGAAGAGCCACAAUGCCCACUCCAGGCAACACACCAGCAUUCCGUGCUGCUCUUUGGACGAAUAUGGAGAAAUUGAUGGAUCAAAUUUGUGCUGCAUGUGGACAAGUACAGCAUUUGCAGAAGGUUUUAACAAAGAAAAGAGACCCAGUGACGCACGUCUGCUUUAUUGAUGAAAUAACUAAGGACAGUCAAGCAGACAUUUUAUAUGCUUUCUGGAACUCUGUUACAGAAAUCUUAACUAUGAAAUUCCAACAAGCUACAAAUUCAUCCACAUUUCUAAAGCAAGCAUUUGAAGGAGAAUACCCAAAGUUGUUGCGAUUGUAUAAUGAUCUAUGGAAGCGUUUGCAACAGUACAGCCAAAGUAUACAGAGCAAUAUAACUACAAGUGGAAAUUCAGACUCACCACCUGAACUACCACCAGGAGAGGAAGACCCACAAGAUCUAUUUACAUUGAAGAAGCAAGAUUAUGACCCUGAGAAAGCCCUGAAAGAUUCUGUCCAAUUCUAUGAAUCUGCAUAUCUCUCAAAAUCUUUAUCACGACUGUUCGAUCCAGUCAACCUUGUCUUUCCACCUGGAGGACGUAAUCCACCUUCAAAUGAUGAGCUGGAUACCAUCAUUAAAACAAUUGCAAGUGAAUUUAAUGUGGCUUCUGUGGAUCCAAACCUGAGUCUGGCUGUUGCAAGGAAUGUUGCUAAAACUGUCCAACUAUUUGGAGUAAAAUCUGAACAACUUCUGUCCACGCAGGGUGAUGCCAGUCAAGUGAUUGGGCCACUGACAGAGGGACAGAGAAGGAAUGUAGCCGUAGUGAAUUCAUUGUACAAAUUAUAUCAAUCAAUGUUGAAGGUACUGUCUAGCCUGAGCUCAUUCCCUUUAGCUGCUGAACAAACAAUUAGAACAGCAUUGGAGACAAUUCAGGCUCUCAUGGGAAAUGCAGUACAGCCAUUGCUAAACUCUGUGGAAGACUCCGUUGAGGCCAUUAUUAUCACGAUGCACCAAGAAGACUUUGCAGGGUCUUCAUCUGGGAAGCCAGAAGUCCCAUGUUCUCUUUACAUGAAAGAAUUGCAAGGCUUUAUAUCACGCAUCAUGAGUGACUACUUUAAAAAUUUUGAGUGCGUGGACUUCAUCUAUGACAGUACCGAAAACAUCGCACAGAGAGCUAUUCAAUUAUUUAUCCGUAAUGCAAGCCUAUUGAGACCACUGGGUGAAGGAGGUAAAAUGAGGUUGGCUGCAGAUUUUGCACAGAUGGAAUUAGCAGUGGCACCCCUUUGUAGAAGAGUGUCAGAUCUUGGAAAAUCCUACAGAUUACUGAGAUCAUUCAGACCAUUACUCUUCCAGACAAGUGAGCAUAUUGCUACUAGCCCAGCUGUUGGGGAUAUUGUUCCAUACAGCACCAUUCUUCAUUUCCUGUUCACCAGAGCACCGUCUGACCUAAAGCCGCCACACCAGAGGGCAGAGUGGUCUGUAGCUCGGUAUUCUCAGUGGCUUGAUGAUCAUCCAUCAGAAAAGGAUCGACUAAUUCUCAUAAGGGGUGCUCUUGAAGCUUAUGUUCAAUCAGUACGAGCAAGAGAAGGAAAAGAAUUUGCUCCAGUAUAUCCAAUAAUGGUGCAACUGCUCCAAAAAGCCAUGGCCAACGUACAAUGAAAGCUUUUCUGAACCAAACAAUAUUUCAGUACUCGGGACUUCCUGAUAACUAUUUAACUUAACUUUAAGCUUUGUGAAUAGGUUGAAUUGAAUUUUGGUAAUUAAGUGUUUAAAAAUCAAAGUUAAAAAGAACUGUGACUUCAUUAGCCAAUUUGUGCACAAGGUCCCAUGAACAGCAAUAAAAGUAAAUUGUGUCAGUGGUAUUAGGUGAGGAAUGUGUUGUGCAAGACACUGGAGAAACCUCUGCUCUUCCUUGAGUAGUGCUUGGAAUCUCUUCCAUUCACAUCUGAGUUGAUAAAGCCUCAGUUUAACACUUCAUCCAUUGAGUAUCAAUACAGGCCAUUUAGGUGUUCUUGAAAUCUGAAUUAUGUACACCAAAUCAGCUCCCUUAAAUUGAUGAGUAACUUUUCUGACUGUCUUUCCCUAUGAUAUCAGCACUGUUUGGUAAAAUAAUAGAUAAAGCAUUUCAUUAAUUAACAUGGUUUUGUGUUGAGCAAUCAUCUAUUUUUAGUUUCAUCACCAUUAGUCAUGUUGACCGGGACUGGUGAAGAUAUCAGGAAAAUUGGCAAAACAGGUUUAAACUGUCUUUGGUCUGCAGAAAUAUUCACUGAUUUGAUAUUUGCAUUGGCAAAAUAUUUAAUAACUUAAAGCUUACACUUGAUUAGCAAGCUUCUGUGUCAAGGUGGCAGUAGCUGAUGAAGCUCAUUCUACAAUGUAAAUUAAGAUGGUUUUAAAACCAUUAUAAUAUUGACAAGAGAUGCAGUUUAUAACAUUGUAUUUUUUGUAUUACACAUUAAAAGAGUUUUACUGUCA